AUGAACACAAGUCCAACUCAGUUUCUCUGGGGUGCAUACGGAUCGUUCAGCAGUCCAAAUUACCCAGGUAGCUACCCGAUAAAUGUGGAGAAGAACUACAUACUGACGAUGCCUACACAAAUGCACAAAUACAGAAUCCACUUGACGUUCAGUGCCCUAGAUAUCGAGAAGGAGAUGAACUGUAACUGGGACUAUCUGGGAUGGGGACCAGCCAUCGGCUCCAUUGACAAGCAGAUCUGUGGGACAACACCAAAAGUAUACACAAUCAAUAAUGUACAGAAGCGUGAAGUGUUUAAGUUUUAUUCUGACUACAUGGUAGUACGAGGCGGUUUCCACGUGAAUUACAAUGUAUCCAAGGAGCCAGACGCCUGCGACAGUUCACCCUGCAAACACAACGCCACGUGCACCCCACACGGUUAUGGCUACAACUGUACAUGUUCGUUUGGGUUUUAUGGCAAAAAUUGCGAGUACGUUAAUCUGUGUGAUUAUACCCCAUGCCUCCACAAUGGAAUGUGCAAUCGAGUGGGAAAUUCCUUCAACUGUAGCUGUCCGUAUCCAUACACAGGAAAAACUUGCAAUGAAACAAUAAAUCCUUGCGACGAUAACCCGUGUGACAAUGGUGCUAGCUGUAUUCCCACAAACGGCUCCUACUACUGCAACUGCUCCCAUGGGUGGACUGGACAAUACUGUGAAGAUGAUAUUAAUGAAUGUGUGUCAUUCCCUUGCCACAACAAUGCUACGUGCUUUAACUGGCAUGGGGGUUUUACCUGCUACUGUCAAAAGGGUUACUACGGCAAUGCGUGUGAAUUUGAUUCCAGUCCCUGCAACCAACAUCCCUGUAUGAAUGGCGGUUUGUGCUCAGUCGACAGAUCAACUUACAUGUUUGUAUGUAUGUGCCCACAUGGAUACACUGGGAAGUAUUGUGAACUUGGAAUGCAUAGUACCACCAUGUCUUAUACAAGUUAUAACCCGUACUACGUGUUGAGUAAACUGAUGUUGGCUAGGAACAGAACUGAAGCCACCAAGGUUGGGAUGCAACGAGUUUUAGGUUAUCUAAACCUACUGAAGAAGAAAGUCUAGACCUAUCCAGAAAGAUGAAGAAAAUAGCUGAAGAUACCGACAACCAUUUAUGAAUUAUACAUUAUUUUAUUAAUGUGUGUUUUUCAGUCAGAAGUAUAUUAAAUCUUUUCAGUUGACAA
This is a messenger RNA of Gigantopelta aegis, 1199 nucleotides long. Its product is annotated as fibropellin-1-like. Gene Ontology annotation, molecular function: calcium ion binding. Gene Ontology annotation, cellular component: protein-containing complex; plasma membrane. The record is from RefSeq and is a predicted model, not a curated record. Gene Ontology annotation, biological process: establishment or maintenance of epithelial cell apical/basal polarity; heterophilic cell-cell adhesion. The transcript is spliced from 9 exons. The coding region runs from base 1 to 1080 and encodes 359 amino acids. NCBI's taxonomy places the organism in Eukaryota, Metazoa, Mollusca, Gastropoda, Neomphalida, Peltospiridae.